AUGGCGGCCACGGUGCUGUGGAGGAGAGCCUCGUCCGGGGGCGCCGCAACGGGAGUCGGGAAAGCCGAGCCGGCGGCCGGACGGAGCCUGUGGGAGCGCCUGAGAGGCAGCCGGGUGGGUGCGUGGUGCCGGGCCCUCCUGCUGGACUACGCCGAGGCCUGCCGAGACGCGGCGAAGGCGGCGAGGGAGCGGCCCGGCCGGGCGGGGCUCUACGCCUCGCUGGUGGGCGGUGCCGCCCUCUGCUACCGGCGGGCCCCGACCGAAUCGUCCUUCGAGGUGGCGCUGCUGGACGCGUCGGCCAGCCUCCUCGUCCUCGCCCCGCGGACCCGCAACAGGACGGCCGAGGACCACGUGCAGCGCCUUCUCUGGCUGCGGAACCGCGGCCAAUGGCGCUACCUCAACCUGGUCUUCUGCUCCCUGGUGUACGAGGCCCCCUUCGCCCCGGAGGCCCGGCUCUACCGGGCCCAGUGCGAGCACCUGGCCCCCGGGUGGACGGAGUUCCCCGGCCGGGUGCUGGACGUGGGCUUCCUGGGGCGCUGGUGGACCCUGGACGCCAAGAUGAAGGACUUCGACAUCAACGAGGAGGAGUUCCGGCACCUGCCCGCCCGCCUCAGGGAGAUGGGACCCCGGCAGCUGCGGGCCGAGGCCAACGAGAGACUGUACGACGAGAGAUACGAGCCUGUGAUCCUCACGGACGAUCAGGUCAACCAGGCACUGUGGGAGGACCGGGUCUCGCGGAAGAAGUGAAGAGCCGAACCGAGGAGGAGCGAGACCCGCCGGGGUUAGGCGGGGGCAGGGAACCGGGGCCCCUUCCUCCGUGAAGGAAAAUAAAGCCUAGAUUCCCCGUCGGCUCCCUUCGGACCGGGCCCCUCCGGAUUCGGCGGUGUCGCGAGUAGCGUGCCUGCCGCGUAGCUGGGAGACACCCGCCGGAAUAAACCUCGUGGGUGGUUUU
Molecule: messenger RNA, 952 nt
Organism: Ornithorhynchus anatinus (platypus)
Lineage: Eukaryota; Metazoa; Chordata; Mammalia; Monotremata; Ornithorhynchidae
Gene: TIMM29
Product: translocase of inner mitochondrial membrane 29
Exons: 2
Coding region: 1-747 (248 amino acids)
Biological process (GO): protein insertion into mitochondrial inner membrane
Cellular component (GO): TIM22 mitochondrial import inner membrane insertion complex
Source: RefSeq, a predicted model, not a curated record